UGGAGUCAGUAUUUAUUGACAUCUCCUGCCAUCACUCCAUCUCUUCUCUUCUCACCCCUCUCUGUGGACAAACCCAACGCAGCAGACAUGAAGCUGAAGCUGAAGCUCCCGAACCCAGGUCUGGACGAGCGGAUCCCGUCUCACGCCGAGCUGGAGAAGCUGGAGCUGGAGGAGGCUGGAGAGCGGCCGCAGUGGGACAACAAAGCCCAGUACAUGCUGACCUGCGUGGGCUUCUGCGUGGGGCUGGGGAACGUCUGGAGGUUCCCGUACCUCUGCCAGAGCCACGGAGGAGGAGCGUUUAUGAUCCCGUUCCUGAUUCUCCUGGUUCUGGAGGGAGUCCCGCUGCUGCAUCUGGAGUUUGCCAUCGGUCAAAGACUCAGAAAAGGCAGCGUCGGCGUCUGGAGGUCCAUCAACCCGUAUUUAGUUGGCGUAGGCAUCGCCUCCAUGCUGGUGUCCUUCAUGGUGGGGAUGUACUAUAACACCAUCAUCGCUUGGGUCAUGUGGUACUUCUUCAACUCGUUUCAGGACCCUUUACCCUGGAGUCAGUGUCCCGUCAAUGAAAACCGGACAGGGUUUGUGUCUGAAUGUGAGCGCAGUUCUCCGGUGGAUUAUUUCUGGUACAGAAAGACGCUGAACACUACGCCUGUGAUCGAGGACUCUGGAGGUCUGCAGUGGUGGAUUGUUUUGUGUCUGUUCUGUGCCUGGACUCUGCUGUGGGUUUGCUGUCUGAGGGGCAUCGAGACCACCGGGAAGGCCGUGUACGUGACCUCCACGCUGCCGUACCUGGUUCUGACCAUCUUCCUGAUCAGAGGACUGACGCUCAAAGGCUCCGUCAGCGGAAUCAAGUUCCUCUUCACACCAGAUCUGGACGAGCUGCUAAACCCAAGCACGUGGCUGGACGCAGGAGCGCAGGUGUUUUACUCCUUCUCUCUGGCGUUUGGAGGACUCAUCUCGUUCUCCAGCUACAACUCAGUCCAUAAUAACUGCGAGCAGGACGCCGUCAUCAUCUCCAUAAUAAACGGCCUGACGUCUAUUUACGCGGCCAUCGUGAUCUACUCCAUCAUCGGCUUCAGAGCCACAGAGAGGUUUGACGACUGUCUCGACGGUAACAUCCUGACGCUGAUGAACGCGUUUGAUCUGCCGGAGGGAAACAUCACGGAGAGCAACUACGACAGUUUUCUCCAGCAUCUCAACAGCACAGCACCAGCCAUCUUUCAGGAGCUCCAGCUGAAGACCUGCGACAUGCAGACGUUUCUCAGUCAGGGAGUUGAGGGAACCGGUUUGGCCUUCAUCGUCUUCACCGAGGCCAUCACUAAGAUGCCCUUCUCUCCUCUGUGGUCAGUGCUGUUCUUCAUCAUGCUCUUCUGUCUGGGAUUGUCCACCAUGUUUGGCAGUGUCGAGGGAGUCGUGGCACCGCUGCAGGAUCUGAACAUCCUACCGAAGCGCUGGCCGAAGGAGGUCUACACAGGUCUGGUGUGUUUCGUCUCGUUCGGUCUGGCCAUUAUCUUCGCUCAGGGGUCAGGUGAAUAUUGGCUGGCUCUGUUCGACAGCUUCGCCGGAUCCAUUCCUUUGCUGAUCAUCGCCUUCUGUGAGAUGAUGGCUGUAGCCUACAUUUAUGGGAUCGACAGAUUCAACGACGAUAUCAAGUUCAUGAUCGGUCACAAGCCCAACUUCUUCUGGCAGGCCACGUGGAGACUCGUCAGUCCGCUCAUAGUGCUGCUGAUCUUCCUCUUCUACUUCGUCACCACCAUCAGCAAAGAGCUGACCUACAUCGCCUGGGACCCGCUGUCGGUACGCAUGGCUGCCUCUGUAGGAAAACUACAAGAAAUGGCCAAUAGAUUUGCAGGAUCGAAAAUAUUCCUGUUAUGACAGAUGUUGAUUGAAC
Messenger RNA from Sinocyclocheilus rhinocerous, 1885 nucleotides. RefSeq names its product sodium-dependent neutral amino acid transporter B(0)AT1-like. Lineage: Eukaryota; Metazoa; Chordata; Actinopteri; Cypriniformes; Cyprinidae. The transcript is spliced from 11 exons. Gene Ontology annotation, biological process: neutral amino acid transport; nitrogen compound transport; sodium ion transmembrane transport. Gene Ontology annotation, molecular function: neutral L-amino acid transmembrane transporter activity. Bases 88 to 1869 code for a protein of 593 amino acids. The record is from RefSeq and is a predicted model, not a curated record. Gene Ontology annotation, cellular component: plasma membrane; apical plasma membrane; brush border membrane.